AUCUCUAAAAAAAUCAAUGGAAAAAUAUCCUCCGGUGAGGAUCAACAUCAACAAAAAGGAAUGAAAAUCAUCAAAAGAGAGGCUUCUGUGGGCUUUUCUCUGGAGAUGCAAGAAAAGGAGGGAGCUGUUGAAAAAAACCACGUAUCUGUGCCAGAGAAGUAUGGGAAACUGAAGCCCAAAAAGAAAGAGGCGAUGGAAGAUUCUGAGGGAGAGUUCGGCAGGUUGCACUUGCAGGCCUGUAGACAAGAGGAAGGGACUGUUCAGGAAGCCAGCCUAAGACAGGCCAACGCUCACCAAAAAUUGAUGCAAACAGCACAGAAGGCGGGAGAAUAUUAAGGUCCAGAAAUCUAGCUUUCCUUCUCCAGACCAGGGCUACUCCAGGAGAGCCAGGCAGACCCUGCUCCUGCCCUCUCCCCCAUGAAAAAGUGAUGAGCAGAAGAUGGGACUUGGGCUUUGGCACAAAGAACACAGGCCUCACGUGGGUGAGCAGCUCAGGGUAUAGUCAAGGUUGUUAGUCCUGUGCCCUCCAAUUUCCCCCUUCAGCAAAUUUCUCCUUAAAGGUCCCCAACAACUCAUCAUUCCUCCUGGGUCACAUCCCCAUGGGAUCCCAUCUCCCCAUGGCCUCCCUGAUAUUUAACAGUGGAGAUACUGACCAUGACCUGGGAGUGGGGCAGGACUGUUAGUGACAGCAAAAUCCUCAGAUCCCGUUAAUAUUCUGAGGUGGGAAUUCAGGCACCUUGCCCGACAGCAAAAAGGAUGGUUUUGCAUAAGUAACUAUUCAAAUCACACCCAUGUAUGGCUUCCCAGUCGACAGGACCCACCUGAAGGCAAGAGAUGGAAAAAAUGAAGAGAAAGGAAACUAAGAGUAAGACAGAGAGCAGAUAUGACAAGUGAGAUCACAGGGGUGUGACAUUUUAUGAGCCCUGUGGAAACAACUGCAAAGCCCCUUAAUGAAAAUGGUCUAGAGAAAUGAGCCACCCCACACCUCAAUCCUCAGAGAAAGAGGAAGGGGCAGUGUCUGACCCAUGUGUUCCCAGGACUCAAAGAGGGGAAAGUCCAGCUAUCCCGAUAUUCCCCAAAUCAUAGAAACAGGGAAGAAAUGACCCACAGGCAUUGACCCUUAACCCCAGUACCCAAGACUAGUAGGGGAGAGGCUCUGGGGACUCCGGGACAUAAGUGGCUGACACAGCCAGAGGUGGGAAAGGGGCAAUGAGGGUGAUCGUGGGAUGAGGGAAGGACAGAUGGGCCGUGGGUGAUAUCUGUACCACAGCCUGGCAGGAAGGCUAAACGAGAUCAGGUGUGAUCUCUGAGCACAGAGUGACAGAGGCUUAAGCCCCUCGCUUGCCAUUCUAACGCUUCCAUAGCAAACUCUUCGCCAUAAAACCAAGGCUAGUUAUAGUCUUUAUUCACUCCACUUAUUUAAAUAGUUAACCAUUUUGCUGCAGAAAUGCUGCACUUGAUUGAUGGCUACCCUAGACCAUGAGGGGGUCUUUUGGUGCUAGUUUCUUCCCAAAAUCUAAAACAUUCUGAAUUCUAAAACUUACCUGACUCCAUUUCAGAGACUCCGUUCUGGUUUCCCUUCCUUCUCUACACUGCUUACCUCCUUGAGAAAAGCUUAUCAUGGGAGAGAGGACGUGCGAAUUAGCUUGUACGCUGGGAACAGGUUCGUAAUGUAGGCAUCUUUGCACACAAGUGCGUGAACAGGAGAGACAGGUGACUGCACAUUCAACACUUUAUAAAAGAGGCAGACAUCCAUGGGUUAAAUUCUUUGUGAGUACAAGAGACGGAAACAGAGGAGCUGCGUGUAGGAGAGGACCACUUUAAAGAGCUGCAGGUCUUCUGACAGAGUUUGCCCUUUAACAACUCUCCCCAGCACCCAGAAAGGGUGGAGGGGUAAGAGGUUGCUGCUGUAAAAAAAAAAAACACACACACACACACACACACAAAAAACAGCCACAGUACAGCUUCAACUGCCACUUGAAGGGUAGCUUGCCACUUGAAACAGCACGACGCAGAAAGGACCUGCAGCUGCUGCUAGGAGGUACAAAGAGGAAGCAGUGCCCAGUGCGGAGGCCAGCUGUUAGCAACUGGAGCACAGAGAGCAACCUGGGCAGAAGCCAUGACCUGGCCACCUUCCUGUUGGCUGUGGGUUCUGGGGAUUCUAACGGGACUCUCGGCUACCCCAGCCCCCAAGAGCUGCCCAGAGAAGCACUACUGGGCUCAGGGACAACUGUGCUGCCAGAUGUGUGAGCCAGGAAUGUUCCUCAGGAAGCACUGUGACUGGCACAGAAAGGCUGCUCAGUGUGAGCCGUGUACACUAGGGAUCUCCUUCUCACCAGACUACAACACCCGAAGCCACUGUGAGAACUGCCGGCACUGUAACUCUGGUCAUCUCAUUCGAAACUGCACCCUCACCACCAAUGCUGUGUGUGCCUGCCCCAAGGGCUGGGAGUGCAGGGACGAGGAAUGUACUGAGUGUGAUCCUGCUCCAAACCCCUCACCGACCCCUCACCUAUCACAGGCCCCAGGCCCACACCUACAACCCACCCACUUACCUUACACCAAAAAGAUGCUGGAGGCCAGGACAGCCAGGCACAUGCAGACUCCGGCUGACUUCAGGCCGCCUGCCCCAGCUCUCUCAACUCAACGGCCACCCCAGAGGUCCCUGUGCAGCUCAGGUUGCAUCCGCAUUUUUGUGAUCCUGUCGGGAAUGUUUCUCCUUUUCACCACGGUCGGAGCCCUGUUUCUCCAUCAACAAAGAAGAUACGGAGGAAACAAAGGAGAAAACCCAGCGGUGCCUGCGGAGCCUUGUCCUUACAGCUGCCCCAGGGAGGAAGAAGGCGAUGCCAUCCCCAUCCAGGAGGAUUACCGAAAACCUGAGCCUGCUUCCUACCUCUGAGCUGGCACUCCCCAGACGGGGUCAUCACUGCAGUAAAGGCCUAGCCUCCAUCACAGCCCGCCGGCCACCCGAUGAGACCCAGCACCCCCAAUUUCAGGACCAGGCUCUCUGGACCCUCAGACUUGAGAAAGUACCUUGUGAGACUGGAAAUGACAAGGAGACAUGGGAGGUAGAGGGUGGGAAGGAGGAUGUGCCCUGGCCCGGCCAGCUCCACCUCUGUGCGGGAGGAGGGGUUCCAGUUGUAAAACACACUUCAGACUAUGAAAGCCCCACAUGCUGUAGACACUCAGCAAAAUAAAGCUACAGACUGCCA
Miniopterus natalensis is the source of this 3212-nucleotide messenger RNA. It is a transcript of the gene CD27, whose product is annotated as CD27 molecule. Gene Ontology annotation, cellular component: external side of plasma membrane. The record is from RefSeq and is a predicted model, not a curated record. NCBI's taxonomy places the organism in Eukaryota, Metazoa, Chordata, Mammalia, Chiroptera, Miniopteridae. Gene Ontology annotation, biological process: positive regulation of T cell differentiation; negative regulation of apoptotic process; positive regulation of B cell differentiation. Gene Ontology annotation, molecular function: protein binding; transmembrane signaling receptor activity.